Messenger RNA from Eucalyptus grandis, 1201 nucleotides. RefSeq names its product agamous-like MADS-box protein AGL66. Bases 337 to 879 code for a protein of 180 amino acids. NCBI's taxonomy places the organism in Eukaryota, Viridiplantae, Streptophyta, Magnoliopsida, Myrtales, Myrtaceae. The record is from RefSeq and is a predicted model, not a curated record. Gene Ontology annotation, biological process: regulation of transcription by RNA polymerase II. Gene Ontology annotation, molecular function: DNA-binding transcription factor activity, RNA polymerase II-specific; protein dimerization activity; RNA polymerase II cis-regulatory region sequence-specific DNA binding. The transcript has 10 exons.
UUUAUGUCCCUCCUCUUUAGACCAGUUCAAUGCUUGCUCCUCUGCCAUUUGAGGUCUGCACUGGACUGUGCUUUUGAGUUCAGUUUAUGGCAAUUAAUCAAGCAUUGAAUGGAUGCCCUCAAUUUCCUUCCAAGUGCGUUUGACUAAAGUGGCCUAAAGAAGGAAGCUCGACAAUUGGCUUAACUGAGCAUGACUCACACUUUGCAUGGCCCUGGAGAUUUAAUGCAUCUUCUCAUCUGUUGGCUUAUAUAAUCCCUCCACCGGACUCUUGCCUAGCCACGGGCAGAAUCUCUUUCUCGUCGAUUCACAUUCCUCCGUCUCCUUCUCGCUGUCGCCAUGGGCCGUAAGAAGUUGGUGGUCAAGAGGAUCGAUAACCCCACCGGUCGGCUAGGGACCUAUAGGAAGCGCAAGGACGGGAUUGUCAAGAAGGCUGCAGAGUUAUCGGGGUUGUGUGGCACGGAUGUUGGUCUGAUAAUGUUUUCUCCGAAUGGUGGAUUGACUAGCUUUGCCAGCAGCGGCAGUAUUGAGGAUGUCUUUCUACGAUAUCUCAACUUGCCCGAUGCAUCGCGAGGAGAGUUGGUCGAAAACCAAGAGGUUUUGCGUCAAGGCCUCGAACAUGUGAAGUGUGAAGCAAAAAUGCUCGAAGUCCUGACAAAAAAGCAGGCUCUUGAGGAAGAACUCACAGUGCUUAAUCAGCAACAAACUGAAGUGCAAGAAAAGAUCAGAUGUUACAAUCCGGAGCCGGAAGAAACUAGAUCGGUUCGAGAAGCUGAAGUGCACAUAAGAUUUCUUAGUGAUGCUAUCAGGCGUAUAGAAUAUCUGAAACAAGCGAAAUCGUCAGGGAAACCAGCUUCUGCCUCAAGAAUCUGCCAGUUUUGAGGCACCAGCUAACUCAGUCAGGGGUUCGAAUCGGGCAACUAACAAUUCUGCAUAUGCUAUCCAGAAGAGGGACCGUUCCGAUGAUGAGCGUCGAGGCGAAGCGGCGCAAAACCUGAGCAUUGGCCCCUCGGAGCCGCCACAAGCUGAGCGGAACGUUUAAAAGAGCGCCUCGACUCGAGGACUGAACCUUCGGUUUGCUCUAGAAGAAAUCGAGGAAAAGGAUUCGAAUGCUAAAUAAAGUUGAUUUAAGUCUAUUGGCCUUGUCGUUCGUGUUUCCUUCCUUCGUUUCAAUGAAAACAAAUUUCCGGUCGAGGAGCACCUA